Messenger RNA from Phyllostomus hastatus (greater spear-nosed bat), 1315 nucleotides. RefSeq names its product zinc ribbon domain containing 2 (gene ZNRD2). Lineage: Eukaryota; Metazoa; Chordata; Mammalia; Chiroptera; Phyllostomidae. The transcript has 4 exons. Bases 253 to 1275 code for a protein of 340 amino acids. The record is from RefSeq and is a predicted model, not a curated record.
GGUGGCUGCUACCUGAAAAACGGGCUGUACUUCAGAAAAGUUGGGAGCUGUCUUUGUAUCGGUCCCAGGCCUUAGGAUAGGUAGGAGCUGGAGAGACCGGGACACCAAACAUACAAAUAGGCUGAAAGGUAUAGAAAGCGAGAAUGUUCUCUGCCUGACCUGCCUUGCAGGUUGAAGUGAGAAGUACUGAGGCCUGAAAAGGCUCCUUGCGCGAUCAAGAGGCCGUUUGUUAUUAGCAAGGGUGUUAUUGUGAUGACGCCAGUGCCCCGCCUGUCAAUGGACCGGCCGGCGCGGAAAGGGAAAGCCCAGGAUAGGCGGAGGCCAGCGGGGACUCCUCGAGCCAAGAGGUUCCCUCCGUCCGCGGCGGACAGAAAGGGCGACUGCGCAGCCACUUCCCGGUCCCGUGACCUGAGAGGAGUUACCGCGGAGAAGAGGCUCCCGAGCCCCACUCUCGCUGAUCCCAAGUUUUCCUCUGCUGAGUUCCCGCUGGGCGGCGCGAACUGCGCAGGUCCAAGUCUGCAGCAGACACGCCCCACUGCGGGCGCAGGGACUUCCGAGGGGCGCUCUUGCGUCAUUUCCGCCCUCGUUCUUUGCCCAACGUGGAGGGGGAGGAGCCGGAGAAAGGCGCUCUGUCUGUACGUCACUUCCGUUGAGCCUAGCGGCGACAACGGCAACAUGGCUCUGAAUGGCGCUGAAGUCGACGAUUUCCCCUGGGAGCCUCCGACCGAAGCGGAAACGAAGGUUCUGCAAGCGCGACGCGAGCGACAGGAUCGCAUCUCCGCGCUCAUGGGCGACUACCUGCUGCGUGGCUACCGCAUGCUGGGCGAGACGUGCACGGACUGUGGGACGAUCCUCCUCCAAAACAAGCAGCGGCAGGUGUACUGCGUGGCCUGUCAGGAGCUCGACUCAGACGUGGAUAAAGAUAAUCCGGCUCUGAAUGCCCAGGCCGCCCUCUCCCAAGCUCGGGAGCACCAACUCGCCUCUUCCUUGGAGCUCCCCGCAGGCUCUCGGCCCACCCCUCAGCCCCCAGUACCCCGUCCAGAGCACUGUGAGGGAGCUGCAGCGGGGCUGAAGGCAGCCCAGGGGUCGGCCCCUCCUGCUGCGCCUCCAAACGCAGAUGUCGUGGCCAGCACGCAGGAGGCCGUCCUGCAGAAGCUGACCUGGGCCUCCGCCGAACUGGGCCCUAGCGCCUCCCUGGAGACUAGCAUCCAGCUCUGCAGCCUCAUCCGGGCUUGUGCCGAGGCCCUGCACAGCCUGCAGCAGCUGCAGCACUAAGAGCCCCUCCCCGCCAACCCCCCCCCAGAAAAACCCUCUA